AUUUAAGCUUUUUAUCCAUGUAUUUUCUAAUUAUCCUGUCUGCCUCUGCAGGACUUUAUUUGAGCGCGUCUCAUCUUUUGUUCAGUGUAAAAGUUUCUGACUGGAUGUUUGACAUGUCUGACAUCUGAGCUGAGGCUAAUUUUAGCUUGCAGCUGAAGGCUGGGCUGCUUUCAAAAGCUGCUCAGACUCAACUCAGCCCUGAAAUGUUUCUCAGUACGGACUAGUUUUCAGCCUGUCUUCAUGGAUCCGAGGCUGGACGUGAUCUCAGAGGAAGGUGAGGACCAGGACUUCAGCAGAGACCCGGUCCCGGUGCUGAACCCGGCUGCAGAGCGGAGAGGAAGAACCUUCCAGAGGUUCUCCGUCAGCACCAACGACUCGCUUCGGUUUGAACCCUGUGAGGACAGCUCCCCGUCUCCCACCGGGGCAGAAGAUGGACACGAUGAAGACGAUGUCUUCAGGAGAGGAGGGGCUGAGACUGAGCUGCUGUCCAUCAGGACUCGGCUGCAGGACAAAGUCUCUGAGAUGGAAAACUUCGCUGGUCACCUGGAGGAGAUCUUCCUCACUGUGGAGGAGAACUUCGGGCGGCAGGAGCAGAACCUGGAGCAGCACUACAACGAGGUCCUGCAGACGCUGUCGCAGCGCUACGACGAGCGGGCAGGCGGGCUGGAGGAAGAGAAGAAGGGCAAGCUGGAGGCCCUGUACGCUCAGCUGCUGCUCUGUGGACGGGCUCUGGACCGCUCCAAGGAUCUGAUCGAGGCCGCCCAGGAGGUCCGCCGCGCCCCGGACCCCCGGCUGUUCCUGAAGACGGUCGUCCCCAUCAUGAAGAGGAUGGAGGACUUCUCCAGAGAGGAGGUGGACUUCUCCCUAUCAACGAGCGAAGAGUUCAACACGCCGCUCGCUGAUCUGUCCGACGUCAAAACCAUGAUGGACUCCAUCAACGUGGUCCCAGCGCCGUCGGCCCCGGUCAUCAACCCGCAGACGCCCAACUCAGCCACGCAGACGUCCCUGCGGGUGUUCUGGAGCCUGUUCUCCGACGACACCGUGGAGUUCUACGAGCUCUACUACAGGCCCGUCCUGGAGGACUCACCUGUGGACGGCACCAGCACACCUGGUGCAUGGUAGGCGUGCCCACCUGUCAGUGUGUGAUCCAGCUGCAGGCGGGACUACAGUACCUGGUCUCUGUGAGAGCCGUCAACAUCGGGGGGGCCAGCGACAGGAGUGAUGUCAUCACGGUGUCCACGACAGGGACGUUCUUCCACCUGCUGGAGGACACGGCCCAUCCCUGCCUGUCCAUCUCUGAGGACAGCUUCACGAUAUUCUACGGCGACGAGGAGCUGCCCAUCAGUGCCAUGGCUUUAGACGACAGCACCUUCACCAGGUGCGUCGCCGUCCUCGGGGACCUGAUCCCGGUGCGAGGCAGACACUACUGGGAGGUGGAGGUGGACGAGGACACGGAGUUCCGGGUGGGAGUGGCGUAUGAGGACACGGAGAGGGACUCCUACCUGGGGACCAACAGGACCUCCUGGUGCAUGAGACACAUCCGGACCCCGUCCAGACAUAAAUAUGAGUUUCUGCACAACGGCUGGAGUCCAGACCUGAGGAUCACGGUGCACCCGGUGCGGAUCGGCCUGGCUCUGGACUACGAGCGGGGGACCCUGUCCUUCUUCAAUGUGGAGCUGCAGCAGCACCUGCACACCUUCCACUGCCACAUGCACACGUACGUGCACCCCUGCUUCAGCCUGGACAACCCCGGGGCUCUGAGCGUGCACGUCGGCAUGGAGGCUCCCCGACACGCCUUCAUGUGACACGAAGCUUUUUUUAAAACAGGAAGUGAAAUAUUUAGCUGCUUCAGCUGAAUCCAUGUUUUCAGUAAAGACAAAAAAUAUAUUUAUAUAUUUUUAAGUGUUUUUAUUCCAGUAUUCCAUGGGAACAGGCAUACAACAUUUUCAAGAUAAGAAAAGUUUUCAGUGAAUUUUGUUUUUAAAUCAACUGCAGCUGCAGCAAAACCAGCUGAUGAAACUCAAAAAUGAGAAGAAAAAAAAAUAAACAAAAAAAUGAGCUGAAAAACUAAAAAAACAACAACAGGUUUGUUUUUCUACAAUCGUAUCCAGGUCUUAAAGGGAAAUCCAAAAUAAAUAUAAACUGUUUGUGGUCAUGAUUUGUUUCCUGCUUUUUAAAGUAAAUUUAGAGUCAGAUUAACAAACUUUACACUUGGAUGAAAAAUAAUGAG
Messenger RNA from Austrofundulus limnaeus, 2230 nucleotides. RefSeq names its product fibronectin type III and SPRY domain containing 2 (gene fsd2). The record is from RefSeq and is a predicted model, not a curated record. NCBI's taxonomy places the organism in Eukaryota, Metazoa, Chordata, Actinopteri, Cyprinodontiformes, Rivulidae. Gene Ontology annotation, molecular function: protein binding.